This is a messenger RNA of Arvicanthis niloticus (Nile rat), 4760 nucleotides long. RefSeq names its product ring finger protein 169 (gene Rnf169). Gene Ontology annotation, molecular function: nucleosome binding; ubiquitin-protein transferase activity. The record is from RefSeq and is a predicted model, not a curated record. Lineage: Eukaryota; Metazoa; Chordata; Mammalia; Rodentia; Muridae. Gene Ontology annotation, biological process: double-strand break repair. Gene Ontology annotation, cellular component: nucleus; site of double-strand break.
AACGGGAAACAAGAUGGCGGCGGCAGGUCCGAGCACUCGGGCUUCUUCCGCGGCGGCCGCGGCAGCUCUGAGUCGGCGGGGCCGACGGGGCCGCUGUGACGAGAUGGCGGCAGCGAAAGCCGGGGUUCCGGGCCCGGCCUCUAGCCCCGCGUUGUUAGUGUUGCGGCCAGCGCCACGGCCGGAGGAGUCGGGCUGCACCGGGUGCCUGGAGACCCCGGGGGAAGUGGCGGCCCUGCCGUGCAGCCACUCGCGGUGCCGAGGCUGCGCCUCUCGCGCGGUGGGCCCGGGCUGCCGUCGCUGCCGUCCCCGCGGCUCGGGCUGGGCCCGCCGUCGGGCCCGUGACGACCGCCAGGCCGCCGUGAAGCUGAUGGGCGAGCGCGCCCGUCGCGGACAGCCGGAGCGCUGCCGCCCGCGCCGGGACGGGGGCGCGGCUGCCUCGGGGCCCAGGCCGGAGCCGGAGCCGCUCGCGGAGCCAGAGUUUAUAUUCAGAACACCGAUCAAAUUAAGCAAGCCCGGAGAACAUGGUGAGGAAUGCAGAUACCUGAGAAAGCUGAGAGGAGAGAAGCUACAAGAAGAAAAAGUUUGUGAAGAUCAGAUGCACAAGAUACUGCAAGAAGAUUCCGAGGUGGGGAAGAGGAAAACUGAUGAACAGAAAAAAAGAGAUGAGCCAGUGGGGUUGAAAACAAGUCUGGAGCAGUGUCCUGCACGUCUCUCGGAUUCAGAGAAUGAAGAGCCUUCUCGGGGCCAGAUGAUACAGACCCAUCGCUCAGCCUUUGUUUCCAAGAACAGUUCCUGCUCCUUAGCUUUGCUGGCAGGGAAGCUAAACACCAAGGUGCAGAGGAGCCAGAGCUGCAGUGACACAGUUCAGGACAGAGUGAGGAGCCGGCUCAGGACAGCUCCACCCAGCAGAGCCAAGAUCACAGCUAUAACUCCAGGCUCUACCCCUAUUAUUGGUGUUCUCUUGUCUACUCAGAACAACCGCUGCCUCUCCGCCCCUGACUUGACCGUAGAGAAGCGCCUGCCCUUCAGCUCCCUUUCACCCUUGGCUUCCCUUCAUAAGCCAGAGCGCUCUAUCAGCCCUGAAAGCAAUGACAGCAUCUCUGAAGAGCUGAACCACUUCAAGCCUAUCGUCUGCUCACCAUGCACCCCUCCCAAGAGACUCCCUGAUGGCCGGGUGCUCAGCCCUCUCAUCAUCAAGUCAACGCCUCGAAACCUGAGCAGAAGCCUGCAGAAGCAGACUUCGUAUGAGGCCAGUCCUCGCAUCCUCAAGAAGUGGGAGCAGAUCUUCCAGGAGCGGCAGAUCAAGAAGACCCUUUCUAAAGCUACUCUCACCUCCCUGGCCCCUGAAGCAGGGGAAGAAUUACCAGGUUCUGAAUCGAUCGAUUCUAGCAAGGAGAGGCCAUCUCUGGCCUUAAGUACAAGGCUGUCCAGGGUCCAGGCGCUCUCAGAGUGUGCUGGGCCCGCCUCCACUGUCCUUGAGUACUUCCCCUCUGUUAACCAGACAAAAGCAGAACAGGACUGUGUUAGAAAAAGGAGCCAUGAGGUCCCACUGGAAAGCUGCCAUUCCUCAGAGCACAGAGGAGUAGCCAGUGGGCCUUCUUUGGAGGGGGAACAGUCUGAGGAGUCAGGGUCCACCGUGGAUGCCACAUUAGUUAAAACUUGCAUAAGCACAGCCAUGAAGACUACAGCAGUUAAUUCAUUGCUACCCAAAAAUGAUGUUUUGGGUAAGGUCCUCAAAACAAAGAAACAACUAAAGACACUCAGUCAUUUUGAUCUGGGUAAUGGCAUUCUGGUCAACAGCCUAGGAGAGGAGCCAAUUCCUUCCCUGCGUAGAGGCCGGAAAAGGCGCUGUAAGACCAAGCACUUGGAACAAAACGGUGUUAAGAAACUGCGACCACCCAGCAGUGACAUGGUCCUGGCCCCUAAAGACCCAGGGAUGCUUGAGGUGGGGCAGAAAUCACAGCAGGAGGAAGAGGACCAGCAGCUGGUUCUGCAGUCACAGCGUAUGUUUGACAGUGAGAGGCGGACUAUGAGCCGGCGGAAAGGAAACGUGGAUCAGUAUCUCUUGAGGUCCAGCAGCCUGGCUGGGGCCAAGUAGCACUUAAUGUACAAAGUAAUGUUACCUGCUUUUCAGAGGUCCUUGGCCUCAAUCAUUUAUCCAAAAGAGCUAGCUGAAUGUUCUCCCUUUAAGUUUCUUUCAAUGACAAAACACUGUCUCCUAUGAUCCUGAGAGGAUCCAGGGCCUUGGUAUGCAAAAGCCAAGUGUCUGCAUCUUUGGCUUUCUAGGACCAGGGCCAGGGCUCCUCACCCUUUGAGUGAGCCAACUCUGAAGGCUUCUGAGCCCAAAUCUGGCAGCAUCCACUUGGAAUGAGCUUGGAGUGCCCUCAUUCAUGACCAUGAUGGCCAGUGUCAGAGAUGCUAGGGAGAUGGGGUUCUUACCACACAGUGGUGUUUUAAGUUAGCCUUGCAGAUAAACAUGGAUUCUUUUCAGAGACAAGCAGUACCAGUACUUUGGAAGAGCCAAGAUAAAUAGAUGCUCAUGUUCUUUCUCUCCCCUUUGCCACAAGUAAUUUCUGCAUAUCCAAAUUAGUGGAGCUUAGAACUUUUGCCUCUACAGAAAUUAAUUUACAUUCUCUGUUUAAACUCUGACAUUUGAUCCAAGCAGUGUGGUUGACACCUGGUCUUCCUGAGACCUAAUGUGUAAGUGCGGUCAGCUGGAUGAUGAAGCCGCAGUGUAGAUGUCCAGGUUCUCUUAGUUGUCAAGCGGCCCAGCCCAGACUGAUCACUGGCUCUCAUGGCCAUAAGUCCCAUGGAUUCUCCACAAUCACAGGGUGCCCAAAGGAAAUACAACCUAAGGGCAUGCCAGGGCCACCCAGGGAGACUGGCUAGGCACUGAGCAUGACAGUGCAAAGCCCACCUAGAAGCACUUCACCUUGACGGGAUGUAAAACAGAACUGCAGUGACCUCACCUAGCUGGCUUACAGGCUCCUGUUCUUCUAGGAGCCCUGGCCUGGGAGAUGGACUGUGAGAUUUCCUUACUACUUUCCAUGUGGCAAUGGCUAUCUGCAAUUUUUGGUCUAAAAAUCAUGAAAAAACUUGCCCUAAAGUCAGGCAAAAGACAAAGUUGAAACUCCAUACUGUGGAAACAAGGUAUCUAGCUGGAUGCAGCUGGUAAAUUCAGUCCCAUGGACCUUUGGGGUUUAUUUUUCUUAGCAGCUGACACCAUGUGUCUUUUGCAUCCCUGGUGGUGCUUGGUGCUUCUGCCCUUCUGGGCUCAUUGAGAAUAGGGAUUCUGAUACGGUUUUAGGGACUCUCAGGUGGGCUGGCCUUUCCUGUGUUUGUAUGUGUAUGUAUGUUUGUUUGUAUUACCAUAGUCAUGUGACUGACAUUUUAACAAUCCUUCCAGAGCUUUUAUACCAAUCCUAUGUUGUUCCCCUUAAAAGGUCCCAGAAAGAUACUGCAUAGUUGUCUGGCCACGUUGCCUUUGAUCAGAAUGUUUCUGAAACAUUCGAAGUCUAGAAGGAGCUGCAGCUUGGGCUCAAUGCUCUGUGCCGAGGGAGAUGUCAGUCUUUGGGAGUUCUACAAGAAAGAACUUCAGAUUCAGAGUUAACUAGAAACUGGUUGAAGCUUCUGAAGGUGGGAAGAAGGUUGUGGAGUCCCGAGCACGGUGUCCUUUGAAGCAGACAGAGCUGAUUUCUCUGCAGCUCAUAGUUGACUGUUCCAGGGAUGCUAGAUGUGUGUGGUCAUUAGUAAAGGUGGCUUCAGAGGCUGCUCUGGCAGGAACCUCUGUGAGUCUGGAGUGUGGGCGUAUGUUUUUAAAACAUGCAGUAGUCUCAUUACUUUAUAUGCUUACCACUUUACUUCCCAUCCUAGGCAACUUACGGCUUUUAGGGCUGCUGGAAGGCAUGCUAGUGCCCCAGGGAGGAUCCUGCCCUGGCUGCAAACACCAGGAAAUUCCAUUAGGGAAACUUAGAAAUGUCUACCAUUUCAUGUAUUUCCUUUAUGAUCUUAGUAAUUGUUAUUGGAAGGCUAGUCUUACUGGGUAGCAUUAAAGACUCUUAUUUUUCCACUUGCCACCCUUUUAUAUGUCACUAAUGCUUAGAAAAAACACUUUCAGUUGGAAUUAAUUUUUGGUUUUGGUAAGAAGAUAAAAUAUUUUAAUAGAUGAAAGAUAUAUAUAUUUUAAAUAUCCCCCUUCCCCUAGUGACUACCUUGAUAAGAGUGCAUAGUGACAAGUGUGGGCUCAGGUGCAGUGUUGCUGUUGAGUGAGUGUUGCAGACACUGGCUGUCCCUGUGUACUCCCAGGGAGAUCCCGAGUACUAUAGACAGUGUUCUUUCCCAUACUUCCUGCUGAGAGCAGUGGCCCUUGAAGUAGAGGCAAAACAGUUUAUGUUGAGAAGGAAUGGCUUACUCUUUAAUUUGCUUACCCUUGAAAAUGGAAAAACGACUAAAGUAUCUGCAUGCAAGAUGCUCUCAAACUUAGUCAGUGAAACCUGAACACCUCAUUUCUGAAAAUUCCCGUCUUGGUGUUUGACUGAAGUCCAUCGCAACCACAGUUGUUGACAUGGAUGCCUACAGAGUAGAUAGUCCAGGGGAAUGGAUUGUGUGAGAGGCUGGUGAGCGAGAGGGGAAGCCACCAUUCAUAGAUAGUUCUCCUAGUCACUGCAGUCCUUGUGACCUGCACACUGCCCACUCUGCCGUGCUCCUUAGUGUGUGCAUUCUGUUCAUCUUUUUCUUAUUAAAGAGGAAACUGUGAGGGA